Molecule: messenger RNA, 1356 nt
Organism: Necator americanus (New World hookworm)
Lineage: Eukaryota; Metazoa; Nematoda; Chromadorea; Rhabditida; Ancylostomatidae
Exons: 12
Coding region: 1-1356 (451 amino acids)
Cellular component (GO): mitochondrion
Molecular function (GO): acyltransferase activity, transferring groups other than amino-acyl groups
Source: RefSeq, a predicted model, not a curated record
AUGGCCGCUGCUCGGUCAUUACGCACACGUUCGAGCGUUUGUUGGUCACACCCCCUCUACUGGAUAUUAUUAUACGUCGAUAUUAUAUUAAUAGUACAAUUUUUACUAGUAGUAAUAGUAUUAUUCCAUACCAUAAGCUCACUAACCUAUCCAGCGACGACGAUGGCAUCAAAAUCAGGAGUCUUCAUCGUUGGUGCAAAACGAACAGCAUUUGGUACAUUUGGUGGGAAACUGAAGAAUCAUUCUGCCACAGAUCUUGGCGUGAUCGCCACCGUUGCUGCAUUGAAACACGCCAACGUAAAAGCGGAUGACAUUGACCACGUGAUCUUUGGAAACGUCGUGGCAAGCUCCAGAGAUGGGAUCUAUCUUACACGACAUAUUGGAUUAAAAAGUGGUGUUCCUCAAAGCGUUGGCGCUCUAACGGUUAAUCGACUUUGCGGUUCAGGUUUUCAGGCCGUUGUCAAUGCUGCUCAGCAAAUCAAACUCGGAGAGUCGAAGCUCGUUGUUGCUGGAGGUACCGAAAACAUGACACAAGUCCCAUUCGCAGUGAGAAACAUCCGAUUUGGUACUGCUUUAGGGAUGAAGUAUGAAUUCGAAGAUAUGUUGUGGGAGUCUCUUAGUGAUACCUACGCAAAAUUAGCCAUGGGACAGACAGCAGAGAAACUUGGAGCUCAGUAUAAGGUUUCACGGAAAGAUGCUGAUGAGUUUGCUCUGCGCUCCCAACAGCUCUGGAAGAAAGCUCAAGAUGCAGGAUUCUACAAAGCAGAAAUUGAACCAAUGACAGUGAAGGGGAGAAAAGGAGAGGAGACAUUUGAUGUGGAUGAACAUCCGAGACCUGGAACUACAAUGGAAUCCUUAACAAAACUGAAACCUGUAUUCCAGAAAGACGGUCUUAUAAACGCUGGAAACGCGUCUGGUAUAAGUGAUGGCGCUGCUGCAAUGGUGAUCGCUGGAGAAGAAACAUUGAACGAACAUAGUUUGAAACCACUUGCUCGAGUCGUGUCCUAUGCUGCCGUCGGUUGUGAUCCUACCAUCAUGGGUAUUGGUCCUGUUCCCGCUAUCCGUCAAGUCCUUGCCCAAACCGGUUUAAAGAUAGAUGAUAUUGAUCUUUUUGAGGUCAACGAAGCGUUUGCUCCUCAAGCUUUGGCUGUACAACGUGAGCUUGGUCUUCCGAUGGAGAAGUUGAAUCUGAACGGUGGCGCCAUUGCUCUCGGUCACCCUCUUGGAGCAUCUGGAGCUCGAAUCAGUGUGCAUCUCGUUCACGAGCUUAAGAGACGCAACUUGAAGUAUGCCAUAGGAUCAGCGUGUAUCGGAGGAGGUCAAGGUAUUGCUAUACUUUUCGAGAAUGUCCAAUAA